GGCAAGCUCUCAAGUACACCGGCUGCACGGGAGGUCCUCUUCUUCUUAGUCACGAGGCGUUGCUCAAGAUUCCUGUGUCUAUAUAAGCUCGAGACUUCAGCUGCCUUGCGCUAUUCCACAACCCGACGCUGACAAACAUGAUCCUUCGAGUGCUUGCGGCGAGCGCCCUUCUGGUCGUCUGUGCGGGCCAGGGAUGCGAAACGACCGACCUUGUGUGCAAGAACUGGUCCCCUGCAGGACCCGUUACGGUCAACCAUCCCUGUCCAGCUGACUGCAGUACCAAGGACAAUCCUUCUGCCUCUUGCUACAUCCAGAACGACUGUGACUGCACAUCCUACUUUAUCUGCCAGGAUGAUGUGUAUACCCUAACAUGCUGCGAAAGAGGCUUGUACUGGGACAUGGAGAUUCGCAUAUGCGAUGAUUUGGAACAUGCAAACUGUGACAGCCGUCCAUACGAGACGUUGCCGCCCACCACCGCCACAGUACCUAGUACCACAGAUUCAACCGCAAGUGAACCUGUUACACCUGUUACUAUGACCACGGAACCUCCAACUCCCCCGCCUGCGAUCGAGGAACAGUGCUCUUCUCUUAGCCUCGAUGAUGUGCUUUAUUUGCCCAACGAAGCCGAUUGUCAUAUGUAUUACAAGUGUUCCAUGGAUUACAAGCGGUGAAGCUUGGUCAUUGAAACGAUGAAGUGUAAUGGAGAGCAGGUGUUCUACCCUAUAGAAUCACGGUGUGUCGACCCUUGGUUCUACCCGUGUGACACUCUCUGAGGCUUUCAACUAUUAUUUUUUAAUUAACAUCACAAUGUUCCUGCUGCAAUCCGUUGCUGUGACCCUUGAGUAUAGAAAGAAGUAAAGAUAAUACAAGAU
Molecule: messenger RNA, 872 nt
Organism: Penaeus monodon (black tiger shrimp)
Lineage: Eukaryota; Metazoa; Arthropoda; Malacostraca; Decapoda; Penaeidae
Exons: 4
Coding region: 138-671 (177 amino acids)
Cellular component (GO): extracellular region
Molecular function (GO): chitin binding
Source: RefSeq, a predicted model, not a curated record